CGGAAAUCCUUGGGUCAAGUGUCAUACAAAGAGAAAUUUCAGCUCUUCCGUAUCUUCUUCGCGGUAAUUUGAGUUUGUGGUGAAACCGGUACGAGACUUCCACUGGCGUUCCGUGUCUUCUUCUUUGCUAUGUCAGCUUGUCUAGACGCUUACCCUUGAUACACUUGUUGCUAUACGUAUCUUUUUUCUUUACCUUUCGAGUGAAAUAAAUAGUAGCCAUCCGUCCUGCUUUGUGGCAAUUAACAAGUAGUACUUUCAAAUAUUCAAACAUUCAGAUACAUUUUUACUUCUACCUACCCCGUACUACCUUUUACUGGUAUCACGUCGCAUCACAUCACAUCAACUCAGUCAUAUUCCAGUUACAUACUUGAUGACAACAAUGUAUGUAUCAAGGGUAUCUACAAGACCCCUUUCAGCGCAAUCAGCAGCUCAGCUAUCAAAAGCUGUGGCUUUCUUUGCUCAAUCUUAUGGGCUGUCUUCAAAUGCAUGUACUGCACCUACACCAUCGAGAAGAGCAUUUACAUCUGCUUCAAAAAUUCAAGUAAAGGGAAGAGAUCUUUUUCCAGAACCUGAACAUGGACAGAUUAAGAGAACGGAACCUGCUUGGCCUCAUCCACCCUAUACCGCCGAACAAAUGCGCAGUAAAGUCUACUUUGCACAUCGCAAACCUCGAGAUUUUUCCGAUCGCGUCGCAUUGGGAAUGGUGCGUUUCCUGAGAUGGUGUACGGAUUUUGCAACGGGAUAUAAACAUAAUGUUGAAGCACCCAAGAAGGCAUCCGAUAGCAAUGCACUUACAGCCACAAAACCAUAUCAAAUGAGUGAGAGGAAAUGGUUGAUUCGUUAUGUGUUCUUGGAAUCGGUAGCAGGGGUGCCAGGGAUGGUGGCGGGCAUGUUGAGACACUUGAGGAGCUUGAGGGGGUUGAAGAGAGAUAAUGGUUGGAUUGAAACAUUACUUGAAGAAGCAUAUAAUGAACGCAUGCACCUCCUCACCUUUCUUAAAAUGUACGAACCCGGUAUCUUCAUGCGCACCAUGAUCCUUGGCGCCCAAGGCGUCUUCUUCAAUUCCUUUUUCCUCUGCUACCUCUUCUCCCCUCGCACUUGUCAUCGCUUCGUCGGCUAUCUCGAAGAAGAAGCAGUCCUCACCUAUACCCUCUCGAUCCAAGAUCUCGAAAAUGGCCAUCUUCCAAAGUGGGCGGAUCCGGAUUUCAAAGCUCCGGACUUGGCGGUCGAGUAUUGGGGUAUGCCGGAGGGAAAUCGAAGUAUGAGAGAUCUGCUGUAUUAUAUUCGAGCGGAUGAGGCGAAGCAUCGAGAGGUGAACCAUACGUUGGGAAACUUGAAGCAGGAUGAGGAUCCGAAUCCGUUCGUGAGUGAGUAUGGGAAGGAGAGGGGAGAGAAACCAGGAAAGGGAAUUGAGAGUUUGAAGCCGGUGGGGUGGGAGAGGGAUGAGGUUAUUUAGGAAGUGGAUUGAGAAUUGAGGCUUGAGGGUUGGGGGUUGAGUUUAUUGGGAAAGGCGUUUUUGGAAGAAUUCGAAAAGGAAGGAAGAUACCACUCUACUCUUUACAUAUAGGAGUACCAUUGGCGUUUUUUACACAGGUUUCAUAGAGGGCAUGGGAGAUAGAUCAUAGACAGAGAUGGAUUAGAUUAGAUGUAAGAAUCUUUGAUUCAUACUUGAAUUUUUCAGAUUAGAUCAUUAAGAUUAUUUAUUCAAUUGCAAUAUUUGAAUACAAUCUAAUACA
Molecule: messenger RNA, 1736 nt
Organism: Botrytis cinerea B05.10
Lineage: Eukaryota; Fungi; Ascomycota; Leotiomycetes; Helotiales; Sclerotiniaceae
Gene: Bcaox
Product: Bcaox
Exons: 3
Coding region: 371-1456 (361 amino acids)
Biological process (GO): alternative respiration
Cellular component (GO): mitochondrion
Molecular function (GO): alternative oxidase activity
Source: RefSeq, a predicted model, not a curated record